GUGUUCACUUUUAAUUCGUUUCAUUUUUCGAAACCGUGCGAAAAAAAGUUAUCUUGAUUCAAUUUCAAUUUAUUCAACCAAUUUCAACACGCAUUCCUCAAAUUGGCGUUAUUCAUAACUUGGUAACAAUAGGACAAAUGCAGCAAGCCUCAGAAAAGAAGAAAAAACGAGAGGCCGCCAAGAAUCCGCAGGUCAGCGUCCGCCUGAACGUCCGUCCACUUCGUGCAAACUGGAAGCCGGUGAAAAUUUACGACGAAGAGCCGGCCCCGCCGAAACAAAACCACGUGGCAAGUCCAGCCGAAGAUCAGCUUGACACAAGUGUCUGGAAAUCGAAGCACAUUCGUACGGAUGUCAUAAAAGCGGUGGAGCUUGGGAAGAGCCCGAAACGAGUUCCUGGUUUGGUUGGAAAAUGUGAUUGUGCGUGUUGUGGAAGAGCUGACGAUACACAGACGGUUUGUGAGCAAGGUGGAGCUGCUAAAGAUGAGUAUUUGGAGGAGAAGAAGCGUAGAUUGCAAGAGGCUAAGAAGAAGAGAAGACAUCACAAGAGUCAAUCAAACAAAAAACGUCGUCAUCGUGGUGCAACGCGAACCCGUUCAAUCUCGUCACCUCCACUUCCACCACCAGCUCCACCAAACUCCUUUAUGUCUCCGGAUAAUCAGACGUUGUGGUGUAAGCUCUAUGAGCAAACAUGCCCACCGCCGGCAAAGGCAAUCGAUUUGAAGAUGCUCCGAAACCUGCCUGGCCAAAUCGGAAUGUCUGAGCUGGAGCCGGAGGACCUUGAAGUUACACCGGACCCACCCGAAUUCAUUCCACCCCGGUCCCCAGGUCUCCAAAUCAUGAAGCCACCGCCCGUAUCGCCUCCGUCUAACAUUCCCGAGCUCAUCCAUCAUCAACCGGCACUUGUCACACAACCCGAAUCAAGACCAGAUCCAAAUUUGAUCAUUUUGCCGGCUCCAACUGAUGUUCAUCCGCCAAAGUCCCCGGUGCACCAUGUUAUCAAGCAAGAAUCCAUGAAGGACAUCCCACCGGGAUCACCUGCAUCUCCAGGAGCAUGGUCUGGCUCCAAUAGCUCGUUGAUCUUUAUGCCAUCUUCUACUCAAGCACCGGAACAUUAUGCUAUUCCAUCCGUUUCCAAUGUUUUGAUGUUUCGUAAAAUGGAACACAUUUUCUACAGCUCGGAAUCCAACUGGUGGUUGCUCGUGGCACUGGUGAUGCUCACAAUUUUUGCGUACCGCUCUUCUAUGGAACAACACACUUGCUAUUACGAUUGAUGAUUAUGAUUAUAAAGAUCUUUUUAUUUGUAAAU
This is a messenger RNA of Caenorhabditis elegans, 1306 nucleotides long. RefSeq names its product Pollen-specific leucine-rich repeat extensin-like protein 1 (gene ZK418.13). The transcript has 4 exons. The coding region runs from base 138 to 1271 and encodes 377 amino acids. The record is from RefSeq and is marked reviewed. Lineage: Eukaryota; Metazoa; Nematoda; Chromadorea; Rhabditida; Rhabditidae.